AGAGAAAACACUCUAUUUAAUCUCCAUAUACAUUUCAUAAAACUACCUUCUUCAAGCUUUAUGAUCACCACCCUCUUUACUUGUUUGAAACUACGUAAAGAUGGGGCUAAUUUUGAUAUCGAUUAUGAGUUUUUUGUCGGUGGUAUCAUCGGUUAAUGGUUAUUAUGUAACUCCAUGGAGCAACGCUCACGCCACCUUCUACGGUGGUGGUGACGCCUCAGGAACAAUGGGUGGAGCUUGUGGUUAUGGAAACUUGUAUAGCCAAGGAUAUGGCACAAAUACUGCUGCCUUAAGCACACCCUUGUUCAAUAAUGGGUUGAGUUGUGGAGCAUGUUAUGAGCUUAAAUGUGUCAAUGAUCCACAAUGGUGCCUACCCGGAACCAUUGUGGUCACUGCCACUAAUUUUUGUCCUCCCGGAGGUUGGUGUGACAAUAUUCAUUUUGAUCUCUCGGAGCCCAUUUUUCUUCACAUUGCUCAAUACCGAGCCGGAGUUGUGCCCGUUGCUUAUCGAAGGGUACCUUGUAGGAGAAGAGGUGGGAUUAGGUUCACAGUAAAUGGGCACUCCUACUUCAACCUGGUCCUAAUCACAAACGUAGGGGACGCAGGAGAUGUGCGAUCCGUGUUCAUAAAGGGAUCGAGAACAAGUUGGCAACCGAUGUCACGAAAUUGGGGCCAAAAUUGGCAAAGCAAUAGUUACCUCAAUGGACAAUCUUUAUCUUUUAAAGUUACCACAAGUGAUGGUAGAAGUGUAGUGUCGUACAAUGUGGCUCCUCCUAGUUGGUCUUUUGGGCAGACCUUCACCGGAGGCCAGUUUCGUUAACUGAUUGAUGAUAUCGUAAUCAAACAUUUAGUUUGAUGGCAGUCGAGAUAACGAUCUUUUAAAGAGUAGUAUUAACAUUAAAUGCUAUGCGUUCGAAUCCUUCUUUUGGUUUUAUCAUCUUGGAAAGAGUCAAUAGGUCCCGAAUGAAGAUGAAGAAAUAAAUAAACAUAUGAAAAUGAUGUUCUAUAGCAAAUACGUAUACGAGUUUGAUGAGUAUAAUGUCGUAUCUUAUUCAUACAAAUUUCAUUUCCGGUUGUAUGGAGUAAUUUUAAAAUUCCUGGUCGGUGUAAUCAUAUCGUGCAAAAAUGAUAUAAGAAUGUGUUGCAGAUUCUUA
This is a messenger RNA of Erigeron canadensis, 1154 nucleotides long. RefSeq names its product expansin-A1-like. The record is from RefSeq and is a predicted model, not a curated record. The transcript has 4 exons. NCBI's taxonomy places the organism in Eukaryota, Viridiplantae, Streptophyta, Magnoliopsida, Asterales, Asteraceae. Gene Ontology annotation, cellular component: extracellular region. Gene Ontology annotation, biological process: plant-type cell wall organization. The coding region runs from base 101 to 820 and encodes 239 amino acids.